Molecule: messenger RNA, 5816 nt
Organism: Cuscuta epithymum
Lineage: Eukaryota; Viridiplantae; Streptophyta; Magnoliopsida; Solanales; Convolvulaceae
Source: the annotation of a GenBank genome assembly
UUCCAAAAAAAAUACAUGAGGCAUCUUACAUAGCUUCACAUUCAUAGGGAUAGGGAUGUACGUACUACGUAGUACUUCGUAUAUAAUUAACGACCCAAUUUAUGUAACCGUAGAGAUUUGAGGUGAUACAAAAGAAAAACUCGCAUAAGUUUACCGGCAUAAAAAACCGGCAAAUGGUGAUCAGAAAUUCAUAUGGGACCUCGCCUGAAGAGAAAACUCAUUUUCUAUUUUCAUAUAAUUUCCCAAUCAGCUCAGCGGCCAGACACAACCCUCCCCGGACACCCCAAUAUGUUCCGCAUUUAAUUUCGAACUUCUUGCUUAAGGAGGGUUCUUUUUCUCGAUCUGGCCAUGCACAAAACCUUGAUCGAUGGAAUGUAGAUUGGUAAUUUUUUGUUCUUGCCUUUGUGCUUUGACGAGUUCAGCAGGGUCCAAUUCGUUGGGAGUUUUUCUCGUUUUUGUGUGCCACAUUUCAAGUUUAGCAGUGCAUUUCAUGAUUUUUUAUUAUUACAUAAUAAUGGCCGGGCUCUGCCGUUGAUGAACUCUACGUGUGGAUUACUUAGAAUUACAGAAGUGAUUAAUUCAGUUAUUUCUGAGUGGUGUGCAAUCAUAUAUGUAAUAUAUGUGAUUCUUGCUUCAAAGGCUUGAUAUUUGUCCCCUCUCCUAAGCAAGGAGGAUGCUUUUCAGGUUUUGGAGUCAUUUCUGUAAUGGUAAUGAAUGUUUUGAGUGGAUUUCAGUUUUCAUAUUCAAGAGCAAAUGCAUAUCAAAACAGUUGUUCUGUGUAUGGUUCCUGUACUUCUAUGUUUCGGUAUGGGGGCAACAAGCAAGACGAACAUGAAGCAUGCAGAAGAGGAUUUACUGGCCACUCUAGUCAAAUAUGGAGGGAUAAAUCAUGACCAGGUAGUACUUGUACUUGGGUCUUCAGUAUGCAUGCUCUAGUUAUUGUUGAAUAUCUUCUAUGUUUAUAAAUCUUUUGUGACUAAGGCUUGGAUGUUGUUUUUGUUGCUAUUGAAUUGGAGAAUAAUUGCAUGUUUUCUUGUUGCUGAUUGAUCACAUUAAGCAGCAUUUGUAAUCAGAUUAUCAAUUCUAGAAGCUGCAUAUCCAUUUUCUAGCCAUUUGUCAUUUUUACGAAACCGAAAUUUAAGUUUACGAUGAUAUAGGCACGGUUACACUUUUGUUUUUCAGCCCCAACUCAUAAUGAUCCACCUUGCCCCCUACAAACCUCCACAAUAACUUGAGUUUUGCAGCAUAUCAUGCACUUUCGUGGCUUUUACUUUCUAUAGCUCUGAUAAACAGGUUAUCAGUUGUAGUUGACAUGAACGACUAAUGAAAUCAAAGCUAAAAAAGGUAACAAAUAUAAAAAAGAUUAAAAGAUAAGAUAAGAUAAAAAGAAAGGUAAAGAGGAUAAGAGGUAAAAAUAAAAAGGUAACGAUAAAAAAGAUAAAAAGAUAAACAUAAGAAAGAUAAAAAUGUAAAUAAAGAUAGAAAAAAUAAAAAGAAUUUAAUCCUCCACCCGAAUAUGCCGCCUCCACUUCACUCUCUUCAAAGUCAUACUCUCAUCCAACCCAAGAAGCCAAUAAACGAGGAUGGUGCUCAACUGCUCAACUGAGCAACAUGUUCUUUGAUGUUAUUGCUUUAUUCUUUUGUUACAUGGCUAUUGGAAGGUGCACCUCAUCAAGGCAACCUCCAGGACAUGUUUUUUUCCAAUCACCCUUGUUGCCGGAAAAGUAAUAUAAGAGAAUUCUUUUUAAAAAAUAAUCCAAACAGAUCCGAAAAAUCCAAAGAGGAAGAUGGUUUGGAUGUCUCCUUGACGAGACGCACCUCCCAAUAUUUUUCUUAUAAUUUUUUGGACAUUUUUUAAAUCAAAGUUACUGUUCAUCUUCUUCCUCCGGUGAUUUCUGACGGCGUUAGCGCUAGGCCCCUGGUGUGAUAAUAGAAUUGAAACACAUGACUUACUUUGUUAAGAAAUGAAACACAAAACCCUAUUUGAAAAUGGGUCCUACCACAGGUACCUUUUCCGUAGUUUUCCCUUUUUGUUUUUCAGAGGCCAACUCUUAUGAAACUAUGAUAGGCAUCUAUUUGGUAAGGAAUCCUCUUCAGGACUGAAGAUGAUCAUUGGAUGAGAAAGGGAGAGAGGGGAGAAUAGAGUGGGUGGGGUAGGCAGCUGAGUAGAAUAGAGAAAAAGACAGAGAGACAAGAGAGAGAAAAGGAAAAGGAGAAAAGGAAAUGGACAGGAGUAGGAUACCAUCUAUUAGGAUUUAUGGGCUCAUCAUGGAGGAACUCUUAAUUUAGCAGUUUAGCCUCUAUGAUGUGUGAGCAGUUUGUAACAUUAACCUGUGUUUCUAGUUUCUACAAGAAGAAUUGGGAUUAUACUUUGGCCUGAUUUGGGAAAACAUAGCUAGUCUGGUGACUUGAUAAAUGACAACACUUCAGCAUGACGAGCAAAACCAGCAUGCCCUGCCUCUCUCCUUUUGGGCUCACAUAGAAGUGUUUCCUCUAGUGUUUAGAGCCUCAACCAUAUAAUAGCUUUAUUGAUGUUUACCAUAUCCCAAUCCAAUCAUGUUUAUUUGAUUGCCCCCAUAUCCGUUUUUGAAUUUAGAAAGUACUUGAUUAUCUGAUAGUAAAAAAUAUCUCAUGGAAAUGCCAAUUGUGUUUUGUUGUUGUCACCUUUUUAAAAUAAAAGGGAAAACAUUGGGGAGAACUUGGAAAUGCCAAACAUUGGGGAGAACUUGGAAAGAGUGAGAAAGGGGCAUAAAUUAGGAAAUAGAAGAAAAGAUUAAUAAUUUUUUUAGUAAAAAUGGAAAGAGGAAGAACUUUUGAAGAUGGUAAAAGGAGGAAAAAACAUAUAGAGAAGGGAGUAUUUAUUUCAAUUUUGCUUCAUAAGUUGUGCACUCGUUUCGGGGUUGACUUGUUUGAAAGGAAGUGGAACAAAUGAAAUGCAUCAAUUAUUUAAUGAAUGUGUUUUGCUGCAGGCUGAGUUAAUAUGGUUAAACUGUAGGAUAGAGUUGAUCCAUGCCAAGGAAGUAGCAGAAAAUUAUGAAUUUAAUGCUCAAGUGGAUAAGUCUACAGGGAACACGGAAGCAGUUUCUCAUGGCAGGCCAUCUAUGAAACCACAAACGCAAGAAUUUGAAAAUAUCUUGCACCCAUUGGCUAAACAACCCCUUCUGGAUUGUUUAAGGAAGAAAAAUCUCAUGUUUCUUGUCCGCUGUGGCAAAAGUGUUCCAAGAACUUGGUACAACAGGUGUUUGGACUUCUUGUAUGCGAGACAUUGUGCUCCUAAACGACAAUAUGUAAUUCAUAGCUAUGAAGAAGAACAGUCUCAUGAAAUUCUUUCAGUGCAGCCUUUCAUUCCACGAAAACUUAGUGACACUGCUGUUGUCAAACGUUCUAAAGCAAGUUCGAACUCAACUUUAAGAGCAUCAUCAAAGAAUAAAACUGGCAAAAGAAAAAAAUCAAGUUCUGUCUCGGUUGCUGUGCCUGCUGCAGUGACAUUUGUUAUGGUUGCCUUGCUGUUUAUAUGUUGUGUUAAGAUAUGCAAGAGUGGAUCUGGAAAUGGGCAGACUGAUAAGAGGCCUCUUCUGAGCUUAAGCUUAAGUGACUAUUCUGGCGUCUCCUCACAGAAGUCGUUUUCUUCGGACAACUCAUUAAGUAACAAAAAAAGUUCAUUUGACAACAGCUUUCAUGAUAAAAUGGACUGUAAUCUUUUCAUGGAGUCACGUACACUCAAUAACUCUAGAAAGAAUAUCCCAGUGGGACCUGGUUCCUAUCCUGCCACCGUGAUGGAUAAUUUUGUUCUGGUAGAAUCUGGAAAGACAGGAAACACUGGACUGCCUCCCUUAAAGCCACCGCCUGGUAGGGUAGUUCUGCCAUCCCAUCCUGCUAUGACUGCUCCUGCAGCACCAACCCCUCCACCUCCCCCUCCACCUCCCCCUCCACCUAAAGCUGCACCUCCUCCUCCUCCAGUAAUUCCAUCGUCUAGUGGAGGGCGUCCACCACCACCCGGGCCACCUCCACCACCGGGUAUACGUUCAGGUGGCAAGAUUGGUCCUUGCCCCCCACCACCUCCAGGUGCUGGUGUUCCGCCUCCACGUGCCUCAGUCCCUGCCCCUCUAAUGGGCGUGAGGCCACCUCGGGCACCUCUUGGUCCAAGUUAUGAAGAUGAUGGUCCUAAAACUAAGCUGAAGCCUUUCUUCUGGGAUAAGGUUCUGGCCAAUCCUGAUAAUUCAAUGGUUUGGCAUCAGAUAAAAUCCGGAUCUUUCCAGUUCAACGAAGAGAUGAUAGAGACCUUAUUUGGUUAUGCUGCUCAAGAUAAAAAUAAGAAUGGAACAAAGAGAGACCCUUCAGAUGCUUCAAUUCAAUAUAUUCAAAUUAUUGAUCACAAGAAGGCACAAAACCUAUCAAUUCUCUUAAAAGCAUUAAAUGUGACCACAGAAGAAGUUUGCGACGCUCUUAAAGAAGGAAAUGAGCUUCCAGCAGAACUACUUCAAACUCUGCUGAAGAUGGCCCCAACUGCUGAUGAAGAGUUGAAGCUGAGGCUCUAUAAUGGUGACCCUUUACAACUUGGGUUUGCGGAGCGUUUUUUGAAAGUCUUAGUGGACAUUCCAUUUGCAUAUAAGAGGCUUGAAACAUUACAUUUUAUGUGCACUCUUCCGGAGGAUGCAUCAAUGGUUAAAGAGUCAUUUGCAACGUUAGAGGCUGCUUGCACAAAGCUACGGAAAAGCAGGCUGUUCCUCAAACUCCUGGAGGCUGUCCUAAAAACUGGCAAUCGCAUGAAUUCUGGAACAUACCGUGGUGGUGCACAAGCAUUCAAAUUGGACACACUUUUAAAACUAUCUGAUGUGAAAGGCAAAGAUGGGAAGACAACCCUUUUGCACUUUGUGGUUAGAGAGAUAAUCCGUUUGGAAGGUUUACGGGCUGCCCGUGCAUCCAGGGAGCUAAGGAGCAUGUCCAGCAUCAAGUCUGAUGAUCUCUUACUUGAAUCUCCACAAGAUUCAGAAGAGUAUAUUCUAAGCCUCGGUCUAGAGGUCGUGUCAGGUCUGGGUAGUGAGCUUGAGUAUGUCAAGAGAGCUGCUCUCAUAGAUGCGGAUAACUUAACGGGAACAGUUGCUAAGCUUGGCCAUGCAGUAUUGAAUGCCAAAAAAUUUCUAAGCUCAGAAAUGAAGAGUGUGGAUGAAGAGCAAGAUGGGUUCCUUGAGACACUAGAGAAUUUUAUGCAGAGUGCCGAGGGAGAAGUGAGAGAGUUACUUGAACAAGAGAAGCAUAUCAUGUCUCUAGUGAAGAGCACAGGCGAUUACUUCCAUGGAAAUGCAGGGAAGGAUGAAGGUUUGCGCUUAUUUGUCAUAGUUCGCGAUUUUUUGGUAAUACUUGACAAAGUGUGCAUAGAGGUGAGGGCUACACAUAUUAAAACAAAUAAUAAAUAUACAAAGCAUGUUGUUGCUCCUUCAGAACCCUACCCGUCUCCUGAUCUUCAUAAAAAACUUCAUUCCGCCGCAAUUAGUGAAAGGCAGUUGGUAGAUAGUUCAAGUUCUGAUGAUGAUGAAUGAUGUUUUUUGUCUUUUUUUACAUGAAGUGUUACCUUGAGAUAUGUUGACUUAGAUAGGAACCUGUCUUGAACAGAGGUUUGAGAUGGUGUAGUUAUCAAGUGCUAAUUCGUUGUAAAGCUGAUAGAUGGUAUAUUGGUAUGUAUAUUGUUGUAGCUUUGUCUAUUUUGAUCUAAUAACCACUUUUGUAAUCAUGGACCAGUUUUGGUUGUAGCUGUUUAACUCUCCUACUAGAUUGUUAUUGGAUUGGAUGACAUAGGUUGUGCAUUCUUCCAGCAA